AUGAUCGAUCCGUUGAAAGUAUCAACCAAUUACUAUAAAUUGGCUCAUAUUUCUGAGAUCUCCUUUACAAUUUUCACUGCCAACUCUACAGGCUCUAGCUCAGAGGGAGGAACAGCACUAAAUGAUCAAUCUUUAUUGGAGUUGGAGCUUACUAUACGACACAAUAAUCCAGACGUUCUCUUAACGUACUACAAUAAAUGCCUCUACUACUUCAAUUUCGAACAUAUCAACCAGCAUCACACUCAGGAAUCCUUGGCUCAGUUCCAGAAAGAGUACCCUAGCUUACACUUGAAAUUUUCAAGCGUGGCCAGUGUAGAAGUGUUAACCAACCCACCUAAACCAACCCCUGCUAGCCUCAACCCUAAUAUCAAUUCAAAUUCCAAUUCCCCAGCUGGCACGGGAACUGGUGCAGGAAACAAUAGUACAGCAGGUACUGCUGCUGAAAGAAACGCAUACCUUCCAUUUAUAUCACUCACCUUUUUAAAGGCAUUAAAAAAAUUGAUACUAUACAAAUUAUCAAAGGCUGAAAAUUUACAGUUGUUUGGUAAUUACGCAGUAGUAAGCUGUGAUAAAAUUGAUAUGAAGCGAUACAUAGUUCACAUUGAUCCGGUUCUUCUUCCCAACGGUGACCUUUUGGUCUGCAUUACUCAAAGAAACAAUGCUACUCUUUUCCAAUCGAAGAUUCUAAUGGAUAAGGAUGAUACGCAGCUAAACAGCAAACAUUUUGCUAUAUACAUCAUCCCUUCAGGAAUACGAUGUCAUUUGUAUUAUCCUGAAGAGCCUAACCAUAGCUUUACCUACACCCCACCGAAUAAUAGUGACGCAAUUAUAAAUUUGAUAAAGCUAAGUACUGGUUUAGAUUUGAGCAACAAGGGCGAUGGCGAGGAUGAUAAGAUAUUAUGGGUUAAAUUGAUCCCAAAUCUUCAACAUUUGAAUAAUCAAACUUCAAAAAUUUCGAAGUUUAUCCAUCCUGUAGAUAAUAGAAAGUUUAUAUUAUGGCCAUGGAAGCUAUGUUUGGUGCAAUUUGGAUAUAGUCAGGAUCUUAAGGCUCAUGAAUUUGAUGAUAAUAUCAAUGAUGUGUCCACUGACCCCUUUCAGCUUAUUCUGGAACUCAUGGAUUUCAGUAUAAGCCAAAAUAUGGUUAUGCAUCCUAACAUUCAACAGCAGCAUAGCAGUGGCUUACAUCACUUAAGAUCAACUGAAAUGGUACCUUCUACUGUUGAUUAUAUGCCUAGUGUAGGUUCUGGACUUGAGCAGGUCGCCGGAAAUCAACCUCAAGCACCUGAACAGGAACAUGAACUUAAGGAAGAAGCAGUUGGAGAGCAGGAAGGUAUCAACAUUGAUCUUGGCGUUCACCAGGCGGUUGCUGAGAAUAAUAUUUCAACACUAGGUGCCUCACAAAGCAAUGAGAUCUUGAUUGAGAACGCUGAUAUAAGUCUACAACCGAAAAAUAUUGAAGAUGAUGAUGAAAUGGACGAUUUGUUUGGAGGAGAAAGUGAUGACGGUCAAAUUGAAGACGAUGUAGGGGAAGGAAAUUCUCCUAAGGAAGAAAAAAAAACGGAUCAACCCUCUAUUAACGAAGAAGAGGAAAUUGAUAUCAAAGAAAGUGAUUUCGAUAUAACUAACGAUGAUUUUGCAGUUAUUGAAAAGGAAGAGUUAGAGGGAUAUGAUACGAAGGAAGAAGUUAAGAAUUCUGAGCACAUAAAUGACGAAGUAAUAACUGACGAAUGUCAAGAAGACAUAGUUAAAGAAGAAGAUUCAAACGAUUCCAAAUCCAAUUCGACUAUCUCUACCUACCUUGAUAUUCCAAAAGACCAAAUGACCAUUCCAAUUAAGAAUUUUACAAAACAGCUGAAAACUCCUUAUAAUGAUCCGGGAGCCCCGCCACCAUUAAUGGCGACUCCGUUUAUCCAACCUAUGUCAACAUUUGGCGCUCCACCUCCACCUCCUCCAUCUACAGCGGCAUUACCUUCAAUCUCUGACGGCGAAGAAACUCUGUCGAAAUCUAUAUUCCUGCCCCUUCAUUUCAAUCCAAUUAUCAAGAGUAAUAUAGACAAGAAGUAUGGGCGUGGAGGAAAGUUCUUUGUUGAAAAGGAAUCCAAAAAUGGAACAGAUGAUACAAAGAAAAAAUCAAUGAGAGCAACAAGUGUAGUAGGGUAUGAGAGGUAUGAGAGGGAGAAUUCUCAUGGGAGUAGCAUCAGUUCAGAAAGUAAGUUAGAUCCAAUAAUAGAUGGUUCUGGUAACGGAGCUGUGGGUAAUUCAAGUAUAAGGGAUAUUUUGGAACUAGAAGAUAAUAUUGACGACUUUGACUAUAACAACUCGAUGAAUGAAGAUAUUGAAAGUGAUGAGGAUGAAGAUAUAGAGAUUGCACUGAAGGGAAGGUCUCCACUUUUGAAGUUGAACAAUCUUCCUGAAUCCCAACUUAAGAUCAAAGCCGCUUCUGUUCCUCUAGCUAGCAAACAGAACUCAAUCACCUCGAACAGCAUGUACUAUAAUAACCUCGAUUAUAGUUCUCCUACGUCAAAUACUUCUGCUUUCCCUCAACUUGCGAAUGCAAAGCUUGAAUCUCCAUUUGGUAAUAUCAAUGCGUUGGGUAUAAGUACAGCAAGUGUACUUUCCUCUCGGGGAAACAAUGCUUCUUUGUCACCUGUUGACUUAAACCCUUAUGCUUCUUUUGUGAAAGAGUUGCUGGAUGACGAACGUUCGAAUGAAGACGACGUAGAAAUCAUCGAAAUUGAUGAUGAAAAUAAUGAUACAAAGGGUAACUCUGAUACGACAUCACCCACCGCAAACUUCGUUGGAGGUGAAAAUGCGGUUGACGUUGGAACAGAAGCAGACUCUGUAAAUGCCAGAGGUUCGUUAGCCAGACCUACUUCCGUUCCUCUACUGAAUUCUAACACUCCACCUAUAUCUUCAAGUAACAGUAUGUCGGAAGCUAGUAACUGCUUGCCCUUAAUCUUGAGAUGCAUUAACGUUUGCACCAUCCCAGACGUAUUCUUCUUGAAUAAUCUUAAAGACUGGGCACCCCCUGUCGUUUCUACAACAUUCAUGUAUGUUGAUGAUGAAGUUGAUUCUUGGGACGAUGGAGAUGAAUUAAAAUCGAGCCAAUCUAUGUCUGUUAAACUAUCUGACAUUGAUGACUUCUUGCACUGGUUGACCCCAUCCCUUGUAUUUGAUAUGGGUAUGAAUUUAGAGCAUAUGCAUCUGACCGUGAAGUUGAAUUUACCCAGUACAGAUUCACAAGAGAUCUCUUCCCAUCCUUUAAUGGAUGGAAAGCUGAUUGGAUUUGAGAACGACUUUGAGAAAAUGUUUCCACUUUGCUACAGAGUUUCACUUAGCGAACUAUUGCAAGAUAUGAAAGAUGAUAAGGACAAUGUGACUGAAGACAAUGAAAAAAAUCAGAAGAAAGCAAAUGACGAUUCUGAUGCUAAUAUGGACCUUGAGAAUCAAUUAUCUUUCCUUGACGAUAUUACCAAUGACAUAAUGCUAAACCCUAAAGCUCAGUUGAGGAGAUUAAGAACUUUAGAUUGGGAUUCUAUCUAUUCUGAUUGUAUUGAAAAUCAAGAAAAUAGUGAAGAGUACAAAACUAUACUAAGAAGUACGUUAGGAACUAGAGGAGGAGGAGACAUUGCAGAUCUAGAACAAGGUUAUCAAUUAGAUUAUGGUGAUAAUUUAUUUACUUUACCAAUUUCGAAAGUCAAAGUUAUUAAGCAAAGGAAUAACAUUGUGAAUUUGAAUAGUAUUGGGUUAAAUUUCUGGUCUCAUUUAAAUCUCAACCCAAUCAAUGGUGUAAAGAAUUAUCAAAUGCUCAUGGUGUCUGAAAUAACUGAUACUUAUUUGGAUUGUAAUAGUCAAUUUUUAUCAGCUUUAGUUUAUAAUUACAGAGAAUGUAAUUUGGGUAACAUAUCUCCUCUCAAUAUUUCAUCAGAGGUUAGACCUGACCUAGAAAUUAUUUCCAAUGGCAUGGUGCAGGUUGAAGUUCAUGGUGGAAGUCAUGAUGAUUACUACAGACAGGUUAACAAGAAGCUCAAAUCGCUAGCAGAAUUGAUUAGAUUGGAUUUAAUCAAUAAGACGCACCGGUUUGAGUUUGGUAGGCCAUUGUUAUUGUUCUUUGUUAAUUUUGAUGAUUCAUUAAAUUCUUUGAUAAAGAUAUCAAAAUUGUGUCGCAAUUUUCAAGAAUCAUUGCAUCGCCAUCAAGUCCCAUUGGUAGAAGUAUUCAAUUACGUUAUACCUUGGAGCAAGAUUUUCAAAGUACGUGGACUGAGUAAACGAUUACGGCAUUUAUCAGAUCAGAUGUUGUCGAAGAUCUCUAUGAAUUUAUACAACCAAUGUCCAGAUAUGCAACAUCAAAUUCACCCUCUGAUCAAAUUAAAGUCAAGCUACUCUCAAGUAGUCAAAGAUUCUCCUUCGAAGAUUGAUUUUAGGUUAUUGGGCGGUGCAAAGGACAAUAGUGGUAGUACUGGUUUCAAUGGAGAAGUCUUCUUACAUUUGGCAUGCGAACGCUCGAUAGAUAGAAAUUGGUUCGUUGCUGCAUGGUCUGAUCCUUUAGGUCAAGUGGCAUAUAUGAAGUCUUGGUUCUGUUCUCCAUCUUUCAAAUCCAGUGCAUCAUCAGGUUCUGGCUAUCACGACCUAUCAAAAAUAUGUGAUGAGAUCUGGGAAAUUUCUGAUGAAUUGUUCAAGAAAUUGAAUCAGAACAUUAUUAGGGAGAUGUCAGGAUUCGGCGGAAGGAAGUUUUUGGUCUUAACAAGAAUUAACAGUAUUAUACCAGAUGAAGAAUUGGUUCAUUGGAAGAGGUUGAGUUCAAAAAAUAAAGAAAUCUCUUUAAUUGUUCUUAGUGUUAACCUGAAGCCCAAAGUACUUUUUAAAAUGGAUGAUGUCGAGAGCCCUAAUGAAGUUGAAGGUGACUUCCAAGCACCUUCUGAACAACUGAUUCCGCUGGUUCCAAUAGAUAUAGAAUCAGCUGGAAGCACCAUGAAGACUGAACCUGAUUUUUUCAAAAACUUUUCUAUACCUGAGUCGACCAACUCCUCUCCUAAUGCUGCUAAUAUGGUUAUGGCGACAUCUCCGUACACUGGUUCAGGUAUGAAUUUCCAUUCUCCACAGCAAUUUACUAACGCUCCGAACAAUUUCCUUUCACCGCAAGAUUUUUUUACAGGAUCAUCGUCAACUAUUAAUAAUGCCAACAGUGGGGAACUUAACAAUAAUUUCUUCGGGUCUCAAAAUAAUAUUGUGAGUGAUACAAGAAUUAAUAACAACAGUUUGGUGCUUACUGAUCCAAGAGACACAAUAACAGCUGUGCUUCCUAAAGUCCCAUUGCCAUCGUUCAAUUCACCCUCUAGAUUAGGGAUGAAGAUUGGAUUUUUGAUCAAGGCAGUUAAUAACGAAUAUUUAGUUUAUGAGGUUAAUUUACUUAGUUGUUCAAAUUAUUGGAACUUGAAUUCGAUUAUGCAAAUUAUCUUAAAGCAGUAUAAAAAGUUAAUUACAUUGAAUUUCUUAUUGGGAAUUAGGGAAAGGAGUACAAGUAUUCAAGAUGAAGAAGGCUAUGAAGGGUUGAUCCCGUGGCAUAUUGCUGCUGUUACCAGACAACUACAGUAUUUAGUUCAUAUAGAAGUUGAAGAGUGA
Molecule: messenger RNA, 5622 nt
Organism: Dujonia railenensis
Lineage: Eukaryota; Fungi; Ascomycota; Pichiomycetes; Serinales; Debaryomycetaceae
Source: the annotation of a GenBank genome assembly